AUGUCAGCCUUGAGACACCUGUCAAGGCCCCGGCAAUUUGUUUGUCGGCAAUGUAUACGACAACAACAUACCCUCGCGCGCGGUGAGCGGCCGGCAGCGAGAUGGGCCGACGAGGAAUCCGAUCCAGCAGCAAGACAGGCGCAAUGGGAAGACCAGGCAGGGAAGGUGCGAUCGGGGAUGCAGCAGAGUAUGCUGAGUCUACUUGAAGAGCGGGGAUUUGUAAAGGAUGUUGCUGGUGGACGCCAAACGCUCGACUGGCUACUCACCGAGAAGCGCAUAGGUGCAUAUGUCGGCGUGGACCCAACAGCCCCCUCGUUACAUGUCGGCCACCUUCUUCCGCUCAUGGCGCUGUACUGGAUGUACCUCCACGGCUACUACACCGUCAGCUUGUUAGGUGGAGGCACAGUGCAGAUUGGCGAUCCAUCUGGCAGGACAACGGCUCGCUCGCGACAGGGUGAGGAUGUGCAGUCUAUGAAUGUGAGGAGCAUACAACAUCAGCUGGAGAAGCUGUGGACGAACGUGAAGUGCUUGGGCAUUAAGCACCAGUACUCGCAAAUGAUCAGCCGGAAACAGGACAUCCUCAACAACAAGAAGUGGUUGGAGAACCUGAGUGCGAUAGAAUUGAUGAGGGAUCUGGGGUCUGGCAUGCGCCUAGGUGCUAUGCUUAGUCGCGACUCAGUUAAGCUACGAAUGGAGAGUGGCGAAGGCAUGGCGAUCUCCGAGUUCAGUUAUCCUCUCUUCCAGGCCUACGACUGGUGGAGUAUGUAUAGGAACCAGGGUGUCCAACUUCAAAUCGGCGGAUCUGACCAGUACGGAAAUAUCAUUGCGGGCAUGGGCGCCGUCAGCCAUAUGCGGAAAAUACAUCGCAUGGAUGAUGGAGCAGAGGGCGAAGAAGACCCACGGGUAGCAACCUAUGGUCUCACUACACCAUUGCUUACAACAGCUUCUGGCGAGAAAUUCGGCAAGAGCGCAGGCAAUGCGGUCUGGCUUGACGGUCAGAUGCUGAACUCGUUUGACCUGUACCAAUACUUCCUCCGCACCGCCGACGCCGACGUAGAACGCUACCUCAAACUCUUCACGUUCCUCCCCCUCGACUCCAUCGCCCUCCUAAUGUCGCGACAAGGCCAAGACCCCUCACAACGCCUUGCUCAGCACAUCCUCGCCCGCGAAAUCGUAGAGCUGGCACACGGAGCCGCAGAGGCGAAGAAAGCCGAACUCGCACACAAGGACGCCUUCGGUCAGGGAGCCCACACUUUCUCGCUGCUUUCGCUGAGAAACGCAAUUGCUGGCGAUAAGGGUGUCGUCGAUGCAGCAAAGGGAGGCAUGAAGAAGAAGGAUAUAGAGCUUUUGGAGUACAAGAAAGCCUAUGCUGCUUCCCCAACAGCACAAUCGCCGUCCGGCACUACAUCCGAACGACCCAAGGAUGACAAUGGAAAUGUUGUCACGUUGCCCCUUUCAAUGCUUCAACCAGGUUCCUUCCCACACGUCCUCCACGCCGCCGGUCUCGCAAGCUCGAGAUCCGAAGCCAAUCGCUUGAUUGCAAAGAAUGGCGCAUAUGUUAUAGUACCAAACUCUGGUUCGGCUGAGAACCCCACUGCUCUGAAAUGGGCAACUAUCAAGCCAGGCAAGGAUGUAGAUCCGAACCACUAUCUCGUAGAUUGGGAGGCACUGGUAUUGAGAUCCGGAAAGACCAAGAUACAGAUAUGCAGGGUAGUUAGGGAUGAGCUGCUUGAGAAGAAGACCGAGGAGACAAAGCAACAAGAGUCAUAA
This is a messenger RNA of Alternaria atra, 1770 nucleotides long. RefSeq lists its product as uncharacterized. The record is from RefSeq and is a predicted model, not a curated record. Gene Ontology annotation, biological process: tyrosyl-tRNA aminoacylation. The coding region runs from base 1 to 1770 and encodes 589 amino acids. The transcript is spliced from 5 exons. NCBI's taxonomy places the organism in Eukaryota, Fungi, Ascomycota, Dothideomycetes, Pleosporales, Pleosporaceae. Gene Ontology annotation, molecular function: RNA binding; tyrosine-tRNA ligase activity; ATP binding. Gene Ontology annotation, cellular component: cytosol; mitochondrion.